Molecule: messenger RNA, 1554 nt
Organism: Musa acuminata AAA Group (dessert banana)
Lineage: Eukaryota; Viridiplantae; Streptophyta; Magnoliopsida; Zingiberales; Musaceae
Product: CMP-sialic acid transporter 1-like
Exons: 8
Coding region: 78-1088 (336 amino acids)
Biological process (GO): pyrimidine nucleotide-sugar transmembrane transport
Cellular component (GO): Golgi membrane
Molecular function (GO): sialic acid transmembrane transporter activity; pyrimidine nucleotide-sugar transmembrane transporter activity
Source: RefSeq, a predicted model, not a curated record
AAAAAAGGAAAAAGGAAAUUAAAAAGGAAGGGCGGAGGACCGACGAGGAGGAGGGCGGAAAAGGAAGAGGGGAGGAGAUGCGUUGGUAUUUCGUUGCGGCUCUCCUCACUCUCCUCACCAGUUCCCAGGGAAUUUUGACAACACUGUCACAAAGUCAUGGAAAAUACAAAUAUGACUAUGCUACAGUUCCAUUUCUUGCAGAAGUUUUCAAGCUUGUGGUAUCUAGCUUCUUCCUUUGGAAGGAGUGCCAAGCAUCAUCUUCUGCUCCUAGGAUGACUACAGAUUGGAAGAGUGUCCGUUUAUUUCCCAUUCCUUCUAUCAUUUAUCUUGUUCACAACAAUGUCCAGUUUGCUACCUUGACUUAUGUGGAUCCAUCAACAUAUCAGAUAAUGGGUAAUUUGAAAAUUGUCACAACUGGUAUCUUAUUCAGGUUCUUUCUGAGGAGGAAGUUGUCAACCCUACAGUGGAUGGCGAUAGUUCUAUUAACUGUUGGGACAACUACAAGCCAGGUGAAAGGUUGUGGAGAGGCAUCUUGUGACUCACUAUUUUCAGCACCUAUACAAGGUUACAUGUUUGGACUCUUGUCUGCCUGUCUUUCUGCACUAGCUGGUGUUUAUACAGAAUACUUGAUGAAGAAGAACAACGACACCCUGUACUGGCAGAAUGUGCAACUAUAUACGUUUGGUGCAAUCUUUAACAUGGCACGGCUUAUGAUGGAUGAUUUUAGAGUUGGAUUUGAGAAUGGACCAUGGUGGCAACGUCUUCUUAAUGGAUACACUGUUACAACAUGGCUGGUUGUAUUAAACCUAGGAUCUUCUGGGUUGUUAGUUUCAUGGCUGAUGAAAUAUGCAGACAAUAUUGUGAAGGUGUAUUCAACUUCGAUGGCAAUGUUACUAACGAUGGUCGUAUCUAUAUUUCUUUUCAGUUUCAAGCCUACUGUGCAGCUUUUCUUGGGCAUUAUAAUCUGCAUGAUUUCGCUGCACAUGUACUUUGCUCCUGCUCACAAGCUCGUAGAUUUACCAGCGACAACAAAGGCGGCGUCAGACACACUCAAGGAAAUAGCUGUCGAGCCAACGGGGGAGUCAUGAUUCUGUUGCUAUGUAAGCUCAACGGAACAGGAUCUGUUAACCAAAUACUAUUCAUAUCGUAGAUGGAAUUGUUUAGAGAUGAAAGAAACAGAAGAUGUGAAUUGAAUGCGUGGUGCUUGCAAUUCCAGAUUUUAUGAAGAAGACGAGUCUAUCGGACAAGCAAAGUCCGAAUAGAUUUGCUAGUGCUCUGCAACAUAAUGCACUAGCAAAGUCUCCAGAAACAUAGAGCAUAGCCAAUGAAUAGAUUUGUGCCAUGUGGUGUCACAGUUAAUGUAGAGAGAGAGAGAGAGAGAGACUAGUCCUCAAUCAGUUUGUCUCAUUGAUUUUGCAUUAAGUAUCUCAAGUGUUUAUCACCAUAGAGUAAACCAUUUUCUUCUUUUUUAAGUCGAGCAAUUUUGGACCCAUGUCACCAAGUAUAUUCAAAUGAAUUAAAAAUAUGGCGACAAUGAUGAUAUGUUCGAGACAA